Molecule: messenger RNA, 744 nt
Organism: Effrenium voratum
Lineage: Eukaryota; Dinophyceae; Suessiales; Symbiodiniaceae
Source: the annotation of a GenBank genome assembly
AUGCCGCUGAUCGUCGUCGCCGGCGUGUCGGUGAACGAGAAGAAGUCGCUGACCUUCCCGCCGGACGGCCUGUCGCUGGCCUGGUAUGGCGAACUCUUCACCGAUCCGGGCUGGCGCGGCGCGCUGGUCGCCUCGCUCCUUCUGGCCGCUUUCGCCGCCGCGCUUGCGGUGAUCAUCGCCCUGCCGCUGGCCUAUUUUUUGUGGCGCCGCAUCGCGCCCUGGGCCAACAUCUUCCGGCUUCUGGGGGUUGCGCCCUUCAUCCUGCCGCCGGUGAUCACGGCCUUGGGCUUCCUAAGCUUCUGGGCGACGGCGGGCAUGUACGGCCAGCCGGUGACGGCGGUGAUCAGCCACGCCAUCUUCUUCGUGACGCUGCCGCUGGUGACGAUCUCACUGGGUUUCACCACCAUCGACCGCGCCCUGCUCGAAGCGGCGGCGACCAUGGGCGCCGACGACCGCACCAUCGUGCGCACCAUCAUCCUGCCGCUGAUCGUGCCCUACAUCAUUUCGGGCUAUGCGUUUGCGUUCGUUCUGUCGCUGAACGAAUACAUCAUCGCCUACAUGACGGUGGGGUUCACCGUCGAGACGCUGCCGAUCAAGGUCUUCAAUGCGCUGCGCUACGGAUACACGCCGACCAUGGCGUCGGCAUCGGUCGUCUUCGUGCUGCUGGCCGCACUGGUCUUCGGCCUGAUCGCCCGGUUUGGCGAUAUCCGCCGGCUUCUGGGCGCGAUGCGGUCGGAGGGCUGA